AGCGAUAAGGCGAGUAUAAUCUUAUACCAUUUUGCUGCUAUUUUUGGAAUUAGAAAAGGAAGCACGAAACAAAAUCAUGCUGGAACACAUAACAGCAAGUGAAGUAGCCGGCUAUGGAGUUGGUGCUCUUCUCCUUUGCGCCACAAUUUCCGCCCCUAAGAUCGAUUCUUUCAUCUCUGCUUCUCAACGCAGCUCAUUAGGCAUGUGCAAGAGAUGUGGUGAUCUAAGGUUGAUUGCAUGCUCAAAUUGCAAAGGUUCUGGAUCACUCAGACAAGAUGGCGUAUUUAGCUUAAUCACUUCAGAUGAAGUUAAGUCAAAGACGAGUUCUUUGUCAUGCAACAAAUGUGGAGCUAGAGGCCAUUUCCCUUGCCCCGAAUGCAGUAAACUGUAAAGUAAUUCAACUUGAUUGUUUUCGAUUAUCAGGUUUUAUUUGGAAUUGUAUAUUGUCAUUAUUAAUUAUAAACAAAUAUUCUUAGCUUUUAAA
Molecule: messenger RNA, 484 nt
Organism: Lactuca sativa (garden lettuce)
Lineage: Eukaryota; Viridiplantae; Streptophyta; Magnoliopsida; Asterales; Asteraceae
Product: chaperone
Source: RefSeq, a predicted model, not a curated record